Messenger RNA from Colletotrichum orchidophilum, 141 nucleotides. RefSeq lists its product as uncharacterized. The transcript has a single exon. The record is from RefSeq and is a predicted model, not a curated record. NCBI's taxonomy places the organism in Eukaryota, Fungi, Ascomycota, Sordariomycetes, Glomerellales, Glomerellaceae. The coding region runs from base 1 to 141 and encodes 46 amino acids.
AUGAAGUCGCCCAUCCCCCAUGCUCUUGCGGCGCCUUGCUUCGCGACCUCGCUCGUUCUCGACAAUCCGAUAGACAAUGCAACGCAUACGGCACAGUUAUCCCAGACGACGACUAUUGUCGAAGACCAGUUGAAAUGCUGA